AUGCUAAAAAUAAAUAAAUUAAAGAACAAUUUUCAAAAGCACAUCCAAAUCCUCAACCUUCUCAACCACGAACCAUUCAAAAUUGACCUAAACCUCUCAAUUCCGUUGACAAACUUUACAUCUCAGUUGGAAGCAACAUUAGUUGAAUACACUGGUGAAAGGUUCUCAAAAGACGGUUGUGGAAUAUUAGGUCAUUGGCUUGAGGAAACUGCUAUAGCUUUUUGGAAGGUUCUUGGUCAAAAUGGAUUUUGCUAUACUUUUAAUUAUCCAAAUUCAUCAGAGAUUUUUCAUUUAGAUAGAAUCUCAAGUGACUUCAACUCAACAUACUACUUAAUAGCAAUGAAUGGAGCUAUAAGAAAAACUAAUAAAAUUCCAUACGUUGCACCCCUUAAAGGACAUGAAAAUGGUAAAGGACUUAAAAUGGAUAUUUCAAAUUACUGCAACAACGUAGCUCAUGAAAAUUAUACAAUUCCAUGGUCACCAUUUGGAGGACAUAAGCUUAUAGUUCAUGAUCCAUAUGAAGUGAUUUCUAGCAGUUCUUACCAUCUUCAGACCAAGCAAUAUCAUAGAACUGAAGUGUUGAUUACUCCUGUUAUUUAUGGAUAUGAUGACUCAUUUAAGGAAUAUAGGAUUAAGACUCGACAAUGCUACUUAACUGAUGAAAAUCCAUUAAAAUUUUUCAAAGUUUACAACAAAGUCAACUGCGAACAUGAAUGCCUUGCAAAAAUGACUCUAGAUGCCUGCAAUUGCAUUCAAUUCUUUAUGGUCAGGAAUAAAACGACUAGAGUGUGUGGUCUUCUAGAUGAAAAGUGCUUUUAUGAAGUCGAAAAAAGAUUUGAUAGCAGAAAAGUAAUUUGUAAGUGCUUUGACUCAUGUAAAAGAUUAAAGUAUGACGUACAGGUUUUGACUAAAGUAGAUGACACCACCACAUCAUCACCAGUAGAAGUAAUAUUCAAAGUUGAGUACACAAAUAUUCUUAAGAAGCGUCAGCAGUACACAAUUUUUGAGUUAUUAUCUUUAAUUGGUGGAUUUUUGGGCCUUUUUGCUGGACUUUCAGUUUUGUCGACUGUUGAGCUUCUGUAUUAUUUCAUAUUCUAUCCAAUUGCUGAUUACAGACAAAGGAAAAACACGAAAGUUUAUCCUUUUAUUAACGAUACCAAAUAUAGGCUUCAACUGAAUAAAAAUAAUAUAAUUGUGAAGAUUUUGAGAAAAAUUUGGAGAUUCUUAAAGGAAUAUUCAGAAAACACAACAAUCCAUGGCUUUAAUCACAUUGUGGAUUCAGAGAAAUCAAAUUUUAACAGAAUUCUAUGGUCAAUAUCAGUUACUUCAAGCCUAAUCCUUUCCUAUUUCUUAACAAAAGAAGUUUACGAGAAGCUCAAGGCAAGCGAGAUUGUCGUCACAAUGGAAGGAUCAGUAACAAAUGUAGAUCAAAUUCCAUUUCCAGCUGUUACUCUGACCAGAAAUUUGUUUAAGGAGUAUGACUACAGCAAUUUUAUGAUUGGAAAUGGAAUUCCACCUCAAGAGACAAUUGACAAGCUCAAUAAUAUCAAGCACCAAAUUUUUUUCACACUUUGCAACAAGGACCAAAAUGAAAUCAACAACAAUUUUCUAUCUUUUGUGGAUUUUGACUAUGAAAAGCCAACAGAUUUUGUAGAUUAUUUAAGACUUUACACAAAGAAAUAUUCAUUUGUAUUUGGAGAUUACACUGCCAAAUGGAACGAACAGGAUGAGCCAAAUUUUGUGGAAACAUUGACCUCUAAUGGAGUUGGAUUUAGCUUUAAUUUAGCUGGCAAAGAGGAAAUUCUGAAUCUUGAUGAGGUUAUCAGAGGUUUUUACAACUCAAAUAUCAACAGUUCCUUAUCGCAACUCAUUAAUUCACCAAAAAACAUCAACAACGGAUUAAAGUUCGAGUUCUACAUUCCAGAUAUUUAUCGUGUCUGCACUCGUAGCUCAUUUGCUGUCCACUCGCCUUAUGAACUCCCAAUUCAGCUAGAAAUGACAGAAUUUCGUAAAAAUAUUGACUAUGAAAUUUUAAUUACACCCGAAAUUUAUAAAUCUGAGGAUGACUUGAUGGAUGUGGACCUUAAAGUUCGGAAAUGCUACUUUGAGGGUGAAAAGAAGCUGAAAUAUUUUAAAUUUUAUACUCAAAGGAAUUGCGAGUUGGAAUGUUUGACAAUCAAUAGCUGGGAAAGAUGCAAAUGCGUCCCAUUUGACUAUAUUAGAAACUCAUCCAUGGCUGUUUGUGACUUUGCACAGACAUAUCAUCAGCAUUGUAGAUUAUCAUCUUUAAGUUACUUCCUGGGAUUAAAUAGCCGAUGCAAGUGCCUGCCAGCUUGUGAUUUAGUGACUUAUUCUUAUGAGAUUUGGCAGACCAAGAGGAAGGAAAGGUGA
This is a messenger RNA of Chironomus riparius, 2391 nucleotides long. The record is from the annotation of a GenBank genome assembly. NCBI's taxonomy places the organism in Eukaryota, Metazoa, Arthropoda, Insecta, Diptera, Chironomidae.